AACAAAACAAUGGCGGCAGAAGCUGCGGUAGGAGCUGCAGUUCAAGUUUUACUUCAAAAUCUGAUCACACUUUCGGAGGAGCAAAUAAGCCUCGUUCGAGAUUUUAAGAAAGACCUGAAAAAGCUAAAAGAGUCUCUCUCUAUGAUUCAAGAUCUCUUGGACGAUGCGGAGAAGAAGCAAAUCACCGAAAAAGCCGUCAAACGCUGGUUGAAGAAGCUUGAAGGUGUCGCCUUCGAUGCCGACAAUGUCUUGGAUGAGCUUAACUAUCGAAACCUCUCCAAGAAAAUCCAGACGCAAUACAAAAUGAAGAAAAAGGCACGUGUGCGAUGCUUCUUCCCGCAAUGCGUUCCCAAUGCACGUCGUCUAAAAAUGGCACGUAAAAUCAAGGAUAUCAAUCAAAAUUUGGAAGAGAUCAACAUGGAGGCAAACAAAUAUGGCCUUCAGAAGACCAUUGCAGGUGCACAUGCUCCGGUUACUGGAUCAUCUGCAGGCCGGGAAACUGAUGCAUUCAGUAUCGAUCCGAUUUUUCUUGGAAGAGAAAAUGACGUGUCUGCAAUUGUGAAGACGAUGACUACUCUUCCGAAUGAUCAAGUACUCUCUAUCCUCUCCAUUGUCGGGAUGGGUGGACUCGGAAAGUCAACGGUGGCUAGACAAGUAUUUGAUCAUGAUGAUAUAAGGACACAUUUCGAUAAGCAUUUAUGGGUGCAUGUUUCUGAAAAGUUCGAUGCCGUGAUUCUUUUCAACAAGAUUCUUACAUUGUUAACAGAGACAAACGUCGAACUUGGAAACAAACAAGCUCUUCUGGAAAAGAUUCAGAAACAUUUGGGAGGUAAAAAAUUUCUACUUGUCCUAGACGAUGUUUGGAAUGAAAAUCAGGAAAUAUGGGACGAUUUUAUUAAUCCCUUGAGAGGAAUUAGUUCCGGGACGGGAAAUGGCAUCAUUGUUACUACGAGAAGUGAAAUUGUUUCUUCCGCUGUGAGAACACUUCCUGUACAUCGAUUAAAAAACUUGCCGGAAGCUGAGUGUUGGUCCAUAAUCAGAGCAAAAGCCUUUAGAGAAGAUAAAAAUAUUCCAUCAGAAUUUGAGACUGUUGGGGUAUCUAUUGCAAGAAGAUGCCAAGGUUUGCCAUUGGCGGCAAAAGUGGUGGGGGCAUUGUUGCGUGAUAAGAAUAUCGAUGAGUGGAUUUCAAUUGAAAAGAAUUGGCUCUCAAAGUCCGGAAGUGAAAAUAAUGUCUCAAAUAUAUUGAAGUUGAGUUAUGAUCAUUUGUCGUCGCCAUCACUCAAGAAGUGUUUUGCGUACUGUUCGACAUUUCCUAAAGGAUUUAACUUGGAAAAGGAAAGGUUGGUUGAGCUUUGGAUGGCAGAGGGAUUUCUUGGAGGAAAUGAUGAUAUGGAGGUUGUGGGCAACAAAUUCUUUAGUCAUCUCCUACAUAACUCAUUGUUACAAGCUGUGAAGAAAGGUAAGUACGACAGGGAAACAUACUAUAACAUGCAUGAUCUUGUUCAUGAUGUAGCAUCAUUUGUUUCAAAUUCAAAGACGGAUAAUGUUUGGGACGAGGCGUACCCUGUUCGGUAUAUCACCCUACAAUCUACUGAUGUUGAAACAAGUCGUAUCCUAAAAGAACAAGCAAGAUAUCUUCGUUCAUUAUAUUUCCAUGGUAAUGUACGUGAUAUCAUGUUGUCAGAUUUCAAAUGCCUGCAUGCUCUAAUUAUCGUCGGAGAUGGUGUUGAAAGCAAUGAUGAAGAGUUGCCAAGUUCACUCGGCGAGCUCAUACAUUUGAGAUGUCUUGACAUUUCAGGCACAAGGAUUAAAUGUUUGCCAGACUCUAUUGGUGAACUCUAUCACUUGCAGACAUUUAGAGCAUGUUAUGCUUUGGAGAAGCUGCCAAAGACAACGAAACACUUGACUGGCUUAAGACAUCUCCACAUUCCUCCAAUAAAAUUACCUCCAGAGAUAGGAAGAUUAACUUCUCUUCGAACACUACCGUACUUUGGAGUCGGCGAUGAAAAUGGUUGUGGAAUUGGUGAGCUUGGAAGCUUGAAGAAUAUCCAGGGGGAACUAUUGAUUCAUAAUCUUGAAAAGGUGCAUAGCAAAGAAGAGGCCGAGAGUGCAAAUUUAUCAAAAAAGCAAGACAUUGUCCACUUAACGCUUAAUUGGAGUAAUGAAAAUAGAGAGGGUGAAAAUUGUGAUGAGAGUGUGUUGGAAGGUCUCCAACCCCAUCCAAAUCUAAGAAGUUUAAUGAUUGCUGGAUUCAGAGGAAAACGUUUUCCGUCAUGGUUUUCGAAUUUGUUCGGGCUUAAUAAUUUGACGAUGAUAAUGAUUGCAGGGUGCAACGAAUGUGAACGAGUCCCGACGCUAGGGCACUUGCCGAAUCUCAAGUCUAUUUUUUUAAGGGGUCUAGACAAUGUGCAAACCAUAGGUUUCUUAUUCUACGGAAUCGAUGACAACUGUAGUAGCACAUCAAGCAGCAGAGUUUCCAAGACGGUGUUUCCUGCACUUGUAAGGCUCGAGUUGCGGGGAAUGCCAAAACUGACGGGAUGGUUAGAAGCGGCAUUGCCAAGUGCAGUAGAGAAUCAAGAAUUGGUGGUAUUUCCUCGCCUCGAAUUCUUGGGGGUCCAUGAUUGCGAGCAACUGAUGAGUGCUCCAAGUCACUUCCCAUGCCUUAAAGAAUUGGUGAUUUCUGACGUAGGCAGCGAAUUACCUUUCGCAAGUAUAUGUGGGAUCAAAUUAAACUCGCUUACAGUGCUCCGAAUCAAUUCAAUUGAUAGAUUGACGUGUCUCCCGGAUUGGUUAUUCAGCAACAAUCAAAAUCUUAGGGAGCUGGAGAUAUUGUAUUGUAACAACUUAACGCGUCUAGUUCCGCGCUUGGAAGGUGCGGGAGUUUCUCUCAGGGAUAUGUUUAUAUCUAAAUGUCCGAAAUUGAGAGAAUUACCAGAUGGUCUACACAGCCUCAAUGCUCUCGAGAAAUUGACUGUAACUGAUUGCCCGAAUCUGGAAACAAUACCUUAUCCACAUGAAAUGAUGGAGUCAUCCCUCGAGACUUUGACACUGACGGGAUUGACGAAUUUAAGGAAUAUGGGAGCGGUGAUUGAGGGGUAUUGUUUGAACAAAAUGCCUCGUCUAUCGUCACUAACUCUUGAUGUUCCGAUGAUGAAUAUGAUCACCACUAAUUCAUCUUCAUUCUCGGAGAUUAAAGCCGGUUCUUCUUCCGGUCAUGGCAGUAGUUUGCGGCAUUUAAGCAUCGGUAGUACAAGAUGUGAUGAGUACUCAAAUUCAUUCGUUGAUGCCAUUUUGAAAGCAUCGGCCAAAUCUCUUAAUACCUUGUCGUUGAAAGGGCAUAAUUGUGACGACCAAAGUAGUGGUUAUCUACCGAGUCAGAUUCAAAAUCUCACUGCUCUUUCUAGGCUGUUCUUACAUGAUUUAGGAAAUAUGCAAGAAUUUCCUGAAUGGUUUGGGAACAACAGCAGCUUUUCGUCAUCUCUACAGCUGUUGCAUAUAAACAACUGCAAGAAGUUGCGACAUUUGCCGUCAAAGGAAGCGAUGCUACGCCUCACCAAAUUAAGUGAAUUAGAUAUCGGUCGUUGUCCACUAUUAAAUAUGAAGAAAAUACGAGAAAGAGAUGAUGAUGAAAAUGAUGAUUCAGAGUGGCCUAAGAUUUCCCAUAUCCCCAAAGUCUAUGUGGAUAGGAAUCAAAUUCCAACUCAUGGUCAGUAAAUGUAGCUAAAGGCAUACAACACAAAUAAGGUCGAGACGAGCAGCGAAAGCCACCCAUUUGUUGAAGAUGAUUGAUUUAUUUGUGUAUCUAUGUUGAACUUAAGAGGUUAAUUUACUUUGAUACUUCAAGUUUGUAACAAUCUAAUUAUUAGCUCCAUAAUGUAGUGAAGAAAUAAUAAACGAUAAAGGAUAUUUUAGUCA
Messenger RNA from Erythranthe guttata (spotted monkey flower), 3915 nucleotides. The record is from RefSeq and is a predicted model, not a curated record. Lineage: Eukaryota; Viridiplantae; Streptophyta; Magnoliopsida; Lamiales; Phrymaceae.